AUGGCACAGCCUUCACCUCUCGCCCAGCCAGGCGAGUCUGGACGUUCUUCAAGUCCCAGUCUCAGUCUCACUCCCACAAACGCCGCGGCGGGCCAGAAGAGGAAAAGAGCCGCGGAACGGAAAUUCUACGCAGUCAAGGAGGGCAACAAGCCUGGAAUCUACGAAACAUGGCCAGAAUGCUUGAGCCAAGUCAAGGGAUACAAGGGGGCAGUCUUCAAAACAUUCCCAAGUCUUCAUGAAGCUCAAGCAUGGAUCGAUGGCAAGCCUUUGGCAGAGUCCAGGGUCAACCCGGCGGAUCAGAAAUUCUACGCAGUUCAGUGCGGGAAAGUCCCGGGAGUUUAUACGGAUUGGACACAAGCUCAGGCUCAGAUUCGCGGCUUCAGUAAACCCAAACACAAGAAGUUCAACACAAGAGUGGAAGCAGAGGCGUUUGUGGCGGCCGGGAAAAAGCCAAGCGGUCCUGAUCAAGCACAAAACCUCACGCCCGAAGAGGAAAUCCGACGGUUGAUUGUACGCAACUCUGCUCCGGGGCUGCAAAUCGACGGAACGUAUGCCCCGACGGAUAAAGAUGGAAAUCCCUACGAGGUGUCACGCCGACCGUUGCCGCCUGGUGCAGAAGACGGCUAUGAUCCAAAUGUCAAGUUGGCGCCUGACGGUAGGAUCGUAGACCGGACUGAAGACGAAAAGAAACAGACGAAGAUGAUGACAAGGGAGAAGAACCCUCCGGGUAUGCUUCGAAUAUACACCGAUGGAUCGAGCUUAAAGAAUGGUCAAGCCGGAGCCAGAGCAGGAGUAGGGGUGUUUUUCGGACCUCAAGAUCCCAAGUAUGAUACUUCCAAAUCCAAAUCCAAAGCCAAGCGUCCCAAGACUCAGCGCGUCUAUACAAUGGACUGGACCGCGCGACGGCAAGGUCCAGACUCUCCUGAUGCGAACCAGCAACAAAAAGAAGACGAGUCGGGAGAAGAAGAAAACAAGCUAACGAACUGGCGUUACAGAAAUGUUUCCGAGGCACUCAAGGGCAGCAAGCAGACCAACCAACGAGCGGAAUUGACGGCUAUCCUACGUGCAUUGAACAUUGCUCCGUUGCACCGAGAAGUCACCAUCUACACGGAUAGCAAGUACUCGAUUGAAUGCGUGACGAAUUGGUACAAGAACUGGAGGAAGAAUAAUUGGACCAACGCCAAGGGGAAGCCGGUUGAGAAUAAAGACUUGGUCGUGGAAAUCCGAGACAAGAUUGAAGAAAGAGAACAGUUUAGUAAGGGCACGUAUUUCGUUUGGGUCAAAGGCCAUACCGACAAUCCAGGCAAUAUCGCUGCUGAUCGACUGGCUGUGGCCGGGGCGAUGAACGGGCGCGGAAUCGAGAAUGAGGGUGAGGACGACAACGACGACGACGACGACGGUGGUGGUGACAAUGAUAAGAUGGACAAGAGGGUUCCAAAUUCUGAUGGCGGCAAACUGAAAAAUGGCACCCAGUAUGAUGACGAAGACGACGAGACGAAAGCAGCAUUUGGUGCGAUGGAUGAAGCCAUGGGAUGA
Exophiala spinifera is the source of this 1536-nucleotide messenger RNA. RefSeq lists its product as uncharacterized. Gene Ontology annotation, molecular function: nucleic acid binding; RNA-DNA hybrid ribonuclease activity. The coding region runs from base 1 to 1536 and encodes 511 amino acids. NCBI's taxonomy places the organism in Eukaryota, Fungi, Ascomycota, Eurotiomycetes, Chaetothyriales, Herpotrichiellaceae. The transcript has 2 exons. The record is from RefSeq and is a predicted model, not a curated record. Gene Ontology annotation, biological process: DNA replication, removal of RNA primer.